AGUUUACAUUAUUAAUACGAAACAAGAUACAAUUCAAAGUUCAAACAUAUGAAACAAAAAACUACAUGCCGUUUCUGCCUCAUAUGUUCUUUUCAUCUGAAAGAAUGAGGAAAUUGUCAGCGUUACAUAAUACAUACAAUUACAGGGGCAUUAUAGAAAACUACAUGUCGUUUCUUUAGAAUUUGAUCAUGUUUUAUAGUUGAUUUGGCCCAACAUGUUGUCAUUCAUCUGUGUAAGGAGACACUCAAGGGAAAACGACAUGUAGUCAAAUGUACAUGUACGUGGAUACCAAGCAUGCUUCAAGAAGUAUACGUGGAUAUUAAGCAACCUAUUACAAGAGGAACAAAGUCAAACAGUUCAUUCUUGUAACUCUAUUUAAGAGGAGUCAAGUAUAUUGAAACAUCACUACACCUACAACGUUCAAUUUGAGCUUAGAUAACCUCAAUGGAACUUUCAUCAAAACCAAACCCCUCCAAACAUUUCAAUACCGACUUCUGUUUGGCAUUGGCAACCCAAGUUUUAGAAAAUGAAGCCAUUAAGGGUUCAAACUUUGUGGCCUCACCCUUAUCAUUACAUGUUGUGUUAAGCCUGGUAGCCGCAGGGUCAACGGGACGUACUCUAGAACAGCUGUUGUGGUUUUUGGGAUCACAAAGUCUUGAUGAACUCAGUUUAUUGUCUUCACAUGUCACAAGUCUGAUAUCACCAAAUGAAGGCUGUACAAGUCCAAGAAGUGGUCCCCUAUUGUCGUUUGUCAAUGGGGCUUGGUUGGAUCAAAGGUACAAUUUGAAGCCAUCAUUUGAAGCUAUUGUGAAAGAGACUCACAAAGCCCAGAUAAAAAACGUUGACUUCUGUACCAAGGCUGAUGAAUCGGUGGAUGAAGUGAAUUCUUGGGCUGAAAAAGCGACUAGAGGACUCAUAACUGAACUUCUCCCUUAUGGGUCUGUAGAUCCUUUGACUGUACUUGUUUUUGCAAAUGCACUCUACUUCAAAGGAUCAUGGGACACACAAUUUGAUGUUUCAAAUACUCGAACUAAAAACUUUCGCCUUCUUAAUGAUCAAACUGUUCGAGUCCCCUUUAUGACCACCACUAGUAACCCUUUUGAGAGACAUCUAUACAGAUGCUUUGAUGGCUUUAAGGUUCUCAAAAUUCCAUACCGAAGUGGUCAAGACUCUCGUAAAUUUUCCAUGUACUUUUUCCUUCCGAACGAGAGGGAUGGUAUCUUCAAUCUAAUCCAAAUGGUUAAAUCAAAUCCUAAUUUUUUGAAUCAACAAUAUGAGCUGACAAAAGACGAACUCACUGAGUUUUGGAUUCCAAAAUUUAAAUUCUCUUUCGGGUUUGAACCGAAACAGACCAUGAAGGAUAUGGGGCUUGAACUACCUUUCCAAGCUGGUGAGCUUACAGAAGUGAUCGAUUGUCCUAUUCUUGGUAAGGACAUCUAUGUUUCAGAAAUAUUCCACAAGUCUUGUAUUGAAGUCAACGAGGAAGGGACAGAAGCCACGGCUAGCACUGCUGUUAUAUUUGAACUGCAAUGCCAAAGAGUGUAUCCGAGCUUUGUGGCUGAUCAUCCCUUCUUGUUCAUGAUUAGAGAAGAGACUCAUGGAAUUGUGUUCUUCUUUGGAGCUGUGCUUAAUCCACUUCUGGACUCCUGAUCCUCAUCUUCUACUGAUAUUUGUCUUUGGUUUUAUGGUUUUAUCUGGAGUUUAAAAUGUAUGGUGUGCUUUAAUAUAACUUUUGAUGAAAAUAAGUCUCAAUUAUAAAGUACAAUUCAAUUUGUACUAUUUCUUUUGGAUGAGUGACCUGCAAACCCUCAUUUGCUCUUUAAUUGGAAACAACUUUCUCAAAUGAAAACUAAAUGAGUCCUGUCUUACUAUUGCAAUAGCUGUUGAUGUUAUUGAGGUCAACUAGUGUUGCUUAUCUGUGUUAUUUGUCUUCACACAUAUGACCUCACAUAAUGAUGGCAUUUGGGAAUCUUUAAGAGCUUGUCAGUCACAUCUUGUCUUUUGUUAAUGGAGCUUUGGUUAGAUCAAAGGUUCAAUCUGAAGCUGUAUUUUGAACCAAUUGUGAAAGGUUCUUUACAAAGCCAAGAUCAGAAACUUGGCCUUGUCUGUUAGUUUUGUAGUUAAGAGUUAGCUUUUUCGGUUAAUUCUUCGUUAGGAAUUGGAUUGCAGCCUAAUUUUUUGUAACUAAGGGUAACUAAUAUGGCAGCCAGAAAAUGAUUAAUAUUUUCUAGUAAUAUUAGUUGGAAAUUGAGAAAACCAAAGAGAUUAUAAUAGUCACAAUUGAUGUAAUGCUCCAGUAUGUAGUCGUUCUCAGUGACAGUGGAUUCAACUAGAGGCUGUGUAUCCCAGCCUUAGAAAAUCCAAAUCAAUUAUGGUCCUAUGUGUGUUUGUAGUUCAGAAUUGUCUCAAUACAAUAUUCAUUUUCAAGAAUUAUCUCAUGUUUACUUUCUUUCU
Cannabis sativa is the source of this 2454-nucleotide messenger RNA. RefSeq names its product serpin-ZX. The record is from RefSeq and is a predicted model, not a curated record. The transcript has 2 exons. Bases 445 to 1650 code for a protein of 401 amino acids. Gene Ontology annotation, molecular function: serine-type endopeptidase inhibitor activity. Lineage: Eukaryota; Viridiplantae; Streptophyta; Magnoliopsida; Rosales; Cannabaceae.